AUGGCCGUCUUCAGCAACAAGAAGUUUCCGUCCAAGGCGGACACCAAUACCUUCGCCGCCAAGUACCGGGCUCAAAUGGCCAAGCGGCCGUUCCUGAUGUUCGGCCUGCCCUUUGUCGCCGUCAUGAUAGCAGGCUCCUUCGUCUUGACCCCGGCCACGGCCAUCCGCUACGAGAAGCAUGACAGACGGGUGCGGCAGGUAACCAAGGACGAAGAGCUGAACCUUCGUCGGUCGGCGCGCAAGGUCGACAUGAAGGAGGAAUACUACCGACUUGCGGCCAAGGACAUCGACAACUGGGAGCAGAAGCGCGUCCAGCGACUCAAGGGCGAGCACGACGGCAUUAUCGGCGAGUAG
Molecule: messenger RNA, 354 nt
Organism: Colletotrichum graminicola M1.001
Lineage: Eukaryota; Fungi; Ascomycota; Sordariomycetes; Glomerellales; Glomerellaceae
Product: cytochrome c oxidase assembly protein COX16
Exons: 2
Coding region: 1-354 (117 amino acids)
Biological process (GO): mitochondrial respiratory chain complex IV assembly
Cellular component (GO): mitochondrial inner membrane
Source: RefSeq, a predicted model, not a curated record